GGUGUCAAGGUUGAGUCGACCCUGAUCAAGAGCAUUGCUUCCUCUAAGGAUUUGCAGAAAGCUCUAUCUUCUGCUGCUCAUGCCAAGAGAUUGGCCGAGUCCAGGCUCAUUGGUGCCCAAGCUGGGGUUGAUACUACUAAAUUGAUGAGAGCUGUUGAUAUCCUUAAUACCUCGAUUGCCAUGCAGAUCCGUUACCUAGAAACUAUGACCGCUAUGGCCAAAGGUCCCGGUGCCAAGGUUAUUUUAUACCAACUCAACAUGGAAACAGCGAACAACUCACGCCUU
Lobosporangium transversale is the source of this 285-nucleotide messenger RNA. RefSeq lists its product as hypothetical. The transcript has a single exon. NCBI's taxonomy places the organism in Eukaryota, Fungi, Mortierellomycota, Mortierellomycetes, Mortierellales, Mortierellaceae. Gene Ontology annotation, cellular component: plasma membrane. The record is from RefSeq and is a predicted model, not a curated record. The annotation marks the transcript as partial.